Molecule: messenger RNA, 1735 nt
Organism: Protobothrops mucrosquamatus (brown spotted pit viper)
Lineage: Eukaryota; Metazoa; Chordata; Lepidosauria; Squamata; Viperidae
Product: BICD family-like cargo adapter 2
Exons: 9
Coding region: 82-1644 (520 amino acids)
Biological process (GO): Golgi to secretory granule transport; vesicle transport along microtubule
Source: RefSeq, a predicted model, not a curated record
AUCCUGGCUUGCAAAAUCUCCCCACUCUAACCAGUCUGAGGGACAGGUCUUCCUAGACUACUCUAGAGACUCUAUGGUUCCAUGACUUCCUCCAGGAACCCAGAGGAAGAGCACCUUCGCAGUCCUUUCCCUCUUACUCCCCCACCAGCUCUGCGGGAUGAGUACUACCCUUUUGGGGAUGAGGGCCAGCCCCCCUUUGGCGGGGAUGCUGCUGCGGCUGGAGCCGCAGGGGAAGGGGAUCCCGAAGACACGGAUCUGGGGGUGCUGCUUCAGAGAAAAGAACAGGACUUGUUGUUGGCAGCAGAAUUGGGAAAGAUGCUCCUGGAACGUAACGAGGAACUGGAACGACGCUAUGAUGAACUGAUGAAGGAACAUUUGGAAGUCAAAGAGCAUCUUGAACAAGAGAAACAUGAACUCCGGCGACACCUCGAAUCAGGCCGGGCAGAAUUUGAGACCCGGACGGCAGAGCUGGAGGCUGACUUGGUGGCCGCCCGAGCCCAGCUGGGGCAGAAGCGUCUGGAACAGCAGGACACCAGUCGAGAGAGCUCACAGGCGGUCUUGGACCUUUCAGAGCAGAAUCAACGUCUGGUGGAACAGCUCAGUCAGGUCACUCACUUGGAGCAGCAGCUCCAGGAAGAUCUGGCUGUAUUACGUGCAGAACAUCGGACCCUGAGCCUUUGCAAUGCUGAGCAUGCUGCACGGAUGCAAAGUCUGCAAGCUGAGAAUCAUCUGCUUCAAGAGCGGAAGCAAGACAUGGAGAAACAGAUCCGUCGGCUUCGGGAGGAGAACGAAUCCAUCCAGGUGCUGGUGGACACGUUACACGACAACCUCCUCCUUCUCCGCAAAGAGAGCCGUGAAAAGCAGCUGCGGUUCAAACAGGUAGAAGCGGAAGCUGAGGAACUCCGGACCGCCAAUAGGCGCCUCCAGCAUCAGGUCAAAGAUUUGAAAGAGGAGGUCCGCCUUCAUGAGUUAGAUACCUCUGUUACUUCCAUCCAAUCUGAGAUUGAAAGCAGUUUAGGCGAUGCUCCAGGAGCCCCUGGACAGACACCAAAGUCAAUCACCCACGGCAUCCACAAGACUGGUUCCACUCCAAAGAAGGCCUCUCCAAGACCGGAGGAGAACAUCUCUGAAUACACCAAAAGGGUUUCGGCCUUGAGCUAUCAGCAGCAAGACAUCCUGGCCCAGAAAGAAAUAGAGAUUGCGAAACUCCACGAUCAGGUGACCUUGCAACACGUGGAGCUCAGCGGUUUGAAGUCUGAGAUAGAGAAUCAGAGGCGGCUGUACCAAGAAAGCAAUCGGGACAAGGCCUUGAAGUUAGCCGUAGCAGACCGGGAUGAGGCUAUAUUCAAGAAAGGUGAAAUAGAAUUGGAAUUGGCAAAAAUCUCCCUGGAACGAGAUUCGCUGAGCCAACAGUUGCUGCGUGUCAUUCGACAGAAGAUGGCACUUACUCAGGAGCUGGAAGCUUGGCAAGAUGAUAUUCAGUAUAUUAUUCACCAGCAACUUCUCCAGAAACAGCGGGAAGAACGCCAUUGCCUCACCCCGCCACCAAAGCCACCGACACAAGGCAAGGGUCCUGAAUUAUUUCGGGCUGGUGCCAGCAUUCCCAGUGGCACAGGCUUCUUCUCAUUCUUCCGGAAAAGCUGAAUUGUUGAAGGUGUGGAACUUCUAACAUGGCUGAAGGCAGGAUAGUGGGCGAAGGGAAUGCAAAGGCUGGACUGGAUGAUAAGAGACGCAG